Messenger RNA from Moneuplotes crassus, 802 nucleotides. NCBI's taxonomy places the organism in Eukaryota, Ciliophora, Spirotrichea, Euplotida, Euplotidae. The record is from the annotation of a GenBank genome assembly.
CUCUAAGCUAUCCUAAAAUUCGAGAUAAUUCUCUGAUUUUAGAUAUUCUUGGUGGAUAUAUUCACGAAAAUAGGGCUAAGCUAAUCAAAAUCUAGGUAUUUUCUCACCAAAGAUGAUAAUCUCAAACCAGAGGAGCCUUGUAAAGCCGACGCAGAGGGAAUCAUGAUAAGGGAAGGCCCAAUCCCUGAGAUGGGGCUUCCCACAGGUCAAUUGGCCCUUGAGAUCGAUGAGGAAAGGCUGGGUUUAGGGGGAAUUGAUGAAUGUAAUCUUCCGAAUAUCUUCACACUUCUCAUAUUCUAUGUCAAAUUUACGAGGAUAAUGCAUGCACACUUCUUGAGAAUUAUUGGGAAUCUAUGGUGAGUUAAUUAAAAAUUGGUAGAGAAAUGAAAAUAUAAUAAUAUUAAGAGCACAACUGAUUGUAGCUUCUUUCAAGAAUUUAUAAUUUUGUACUCCUAUUUGGUAUUCUCAACCUAUAAGACUCUCAGGACGUUUGAUUGUUUAUUAUAAGUUAGUAUUUUCCUAACCUAAGACUUUUCGAAUCCAGCUCGGUGUAAAAAUAAUAAAAUUUUCUCCAAAAAUCAAAAAAUCAUUUUAAGAACUAUACUUAAUCAAAAACAAAUUUAGAGGGUAAAUAAUAUAUUUUCUCACCAACGUAAUACCCAAAACAUGAUUACUCAACUUCUACUGCCAAGUAGAAGUUGCCAAUCAACACCUAGGAUACUUUCGGUUUCAAAUCUCCCUCUAAACCCUCCCACUCCCCCUACUCUAAAUUUCCCUUUUCUAAAUAUUACAUUAAAUUUUC